AAUAAUUAUGUUUGUCCGGGGAUAUCGCUUUAUCAUAGAAUGCCUGGCUACUUGGUUUACUUUGCACUAAAAGACAAAUACCCACUUAUCUAUCAUCAUCUUCCAUUCUCUCUGUUCAUCACUGCACUUGCAUUUCUCUACCUUACACUCACCUCUAUGAUUUUCCAUCUCCUUCUUUUCUCUUCCUUACGCUCAAAAUCUCUAAUCUUGCACUAUUCUCCCAUGUCCCAAUACUCAAACAACUGACAAAAAAAAAAACAAGAAAAAUGGACACUGAUAGACCCCAUCGCUCCAAUAGCAACAACAAUUCCAGCAGUACUAGCAGCACUAGCGAACUUUUUAUUUGCUUCACCUCUCGCCUCCCUUCUUCUUCUAUGAAGAUCUCUUCUAAGUCUAUCCUUAGUCCUGGCCGCGCUAGGGAACCUUCUCAAAUCUCUCUCUCUAACUCUCUUAGCAGAAGAUUAAGAACUAAUGGUAGCAUGAAAGGUGGCCAAGCUUCUCCAAUGUUCCCCACUAAUGGCAAGAAACGUGGCUGUGCCUUUGAAAAUCCUGAACCUUCUUCUCCAAAGGUUACCUGCAUUGGUCAGGUCAGAGUCAAGACCAAGAAACAGGGCAAGAAACUCAGAACAAGAUCUCAAAGAAGAGGUGAGGUAAGUUUUAGAAGAGUAGACCAAACCAGCACCAGCAAUAGUAGCAAUAUUGAAGCCAGUAAUCAUCAAGAUUUUACUCACAACCAUGCAAACAAUCAAUUUCUGAAUCAGCAGCAACAACAGGAAUGCUUGCCUCAUCGGAAUCAGAGAUGGGUACAUCUACCUUUGACCAUAUGCGAAGCUUUAAGGGCUUUUGGUGCUGAAUUUAACUGCUUUCUACCCUGCCGCUCCUCCUGUAUGGCAAGCGAGAAAGAGAAGGAAGAUAAGGCUGCGGGAUCGAGCAAUAGCAGCUCUUGUGGGGCGGUUUUUGCUCGGUGGCUGGUGGCAGUGCAAGAGGGAGACGAAAAGGGAAGAGAGAUAGAGUUGGUGGUUGGCGAAGAUGAAGAAGAAGACAGGGAAGAUAGUACAGAGAGGAGGAGGAGCUAUAGGAGGCAUGUGUUUGAAGAGAUUGAAUUCAAGGAAGAGAAAUAUGGAGAAGGAAACGAAAGUAUGCAAGAAGAGGAAGCAAGGGUGAGUAUUUGCAUCCCACCAAAGAAUGCUUUGUUGUUGAUGAGGUGCAGAUCUGACCCUGUGAGAAUGGCUGCUCUUGCUAAUAAAUUCUGGGAAGCACCGCUUCCAAAUGAUGAGGAUGAGGAAGCUGGUGAAGAUGAUGGAAAAGAGGAAGAAGAAAAGGAAAACGUAGAAGUUGAAGCAGGUCACGAUGAAGAGAGGCAAAGAACACAACUUGAGCAAGAAAUGAAGCAUGGAGGGGAUUUGAUAAACGAAAGCUGCGUUUCUUGUGAAGCCGUUGAAGAGCAUCAAAUUCAAGAAACUGAAGCGAGUCUGGUUAAUUUGGAGGGAGAAGAUGGAGAAGAUUGCCAAGAGAGCAGCACAGAAAUACGUUGUGUGAAGGAAGGGAAUUUAGAAGAGCAAGAAGAGAAAACAGAAAUUCAGGUGAACCAGCAGCAAGAAACUCUAUUGGAUGAUUCUUCUCCUUCACGGGAAGAAACCGAAGAUCCAGAGUACUUGAAAGAUGAUGAAAAUGAAGAGGAGUUGCUCCAAGACAGUCGAGAUAAUCUAGAACGAAGGCUCAGCAGAGCAGAAGACGACGAACAAGAGAGAAAUUUCAGUGAUGACAACGUGUCCGUACAUCAAAAAGAAUCCGAAGAAGCUGGCCAAGACUUAGUAGAAGACCAAGAAUCAAAAUCAGCAGAGACUGCUCGAGCUUUAGCAGAAGAAUUUGCAAGACAAGAAACACAUGAACAGAGAGAUUCAACCUGCAUGCAAGAAGAGGAAGAGGAAGAAGAAGAAGAAGAUACAGUGGCCCAUGAAAGAUCCAAAUCCGUAGACCCGACAGGCCAAGAAGGUCAAAGUGAUUUGAAGUCGAAGGAGAGUGAAAGUCAGCCUGUGUUACCAGAAUGCUUGUUGUUAAUGAUGUGUGAGCCCAAGCUGUCAAUGGAGGUAUCCAAGGAAACCUGGGUAUGCAGUACGGAUUUUAUCAGAUGGUUACCAGAGCAUUCAAGGCCGGUCAAGAAAAAAGAAGGUGGAGAUGAGGCCAAGAAGAAAAGGAACAGCAUUGACAUCAAUCCUCCGCCUGUGCACAAUAACUGGCAGCAACCACCUAGGUCUUCUUGUUCAUAUCCGGCCAAGCCGCCGGCUCGUGCCGCUGGCGCAGAGUCUAUGUCUACAGUGAUAGAGCAGAAGCUGGUGGGAACCAAGGGUAUUGAGCCGUUUGUGCUAACUCGCUGCAAGUCGGAGCCGAUGAGGUCGGCGGCUAAGCUCGCACCAGAGGCUUGUUUUUGGAAGAAUAGGAAGCUGGAGCCGCAUCGUCCGGCUACGCUGGGGGUGGGCAAGGCUGGGGUUGGGUUUUAAAGCAGAGUUGAUUCGGAAGGAAUCUUGGGUAAGAAUUAAGUAAAGUUGUUUUGGUAAAACAGUAGUUUUGUAGUUUCCUUAUGGUGCUUUCACUGCUAUGGAUGGCAUCCUUGUAAAUCUAUUUUUUAUAUAUAUUUUUUUUUUCUUACCA
Messenger RNA from Hevea brasiliensis (rubber tree), 2652 nucleotides. RefSeq lists its product as uncharacterized. Lineage: Eukaryota; Viridiplantae; Streptophyta; Magnoliopsida; Malpighiales; Euphorbiaceae. Bases 267 to 2501 code for a protein of 744 amino acids. The record is from RefSeq and is a predicted model, not a curated record. The transcript has a single exon.